AUUUUUUACAAAAUAUCCAAAUUUUAUUUGUCACAAUAUUACAUUUGCUGAAAAGUAAUAUAGUAUCCAUUGCUUAAGAUUUUCAAAUUGAAUUUCAUUAUACUAAAAAGCUAAAUUUGAACUGAAUCUAAAACUGCUAGUUAAAAUUUUCAUUUGGAUUUAUUAAGGUACAUUACACAUGAUGAUCCCAAUAUUAUGUCACAUGAGCCCAUGCAUGUAAAUAAAAUUUUGAAGAUGUCAUCAAUGUUGCUCUGUCUCUCUCUAUGGUUUCUACGCACCAAGAGCAUCUCAAAAUGUUCUUUGCACUCGUCUUUCUCUAGUUGAUCUACAAGAUUGUUAUUAUUUAUCUUAUUUUUCAUGUCCUUCAAUCAUCCUUUGAUAUUUCAUUUUCUUAAAAAUGGUGUGAUGAUUAUGAUGAAAUAUUCGACAAUUAUGCUGGUCAUGGAUGAUGGACUUUUGUUUCCAGUCCGUUGUUUUGAAUUGAACUAUUAUUGGCAUAGAGUACUACUUUAACUCCAUCGAUGAUUCCAAUGUACAUGGAGCACAAACGUCUCCGUAAUUAUUUUUUACUUCAUCGACUGAUCAACAUAUCGUGUGUGUUUUAUUUCAUGAUCGUGUCUGAGAAAGACAAGCCUGUUAUUUCAAGGUGAUGGGUACUAUAUAAAGGAAGGAAGCCGAAGGUAUACAGCUUGAUAAGCAGAUUCCUCCAACAUAUUUAUUAUGGCUCUUCCUGAACAUUCCCUUUUAAACACAACCACUUACACACAUUUGGAAAAGUAGAUUUUCUCGGAAACAAAGAAUUCAAAAGUUGCACCGCCAUCUCUUCCAAUGAAGGAAACCUCGAACAACGGUCAAUAUAGUCUCGAGAAGACUCUCCCGCCUCAUCCUCACCUACCGAAACUCGAGCCGCCACGUGGCACUCGCGUCUCGUCAGAAGAAGCGACGCAUCAGUCAUCAUUCACCGUCGAUAUGAUGAAACUCAUCCGCCAAAGCGGGAACGCGAUCUCCAAACGCAUCUCGAUUCUGCACGAAAACGGCGCCGUUUCGAAGAAGGAUCUCAACGAAUCCGACGUGGCGGAGUUCGAAAUCUCCGGAGUCAAGGUCCUCGUGAAGCUGAAAAGCGAAGAGGAGAUCAGAGGCCGAGUCGCCUUCUUCUCGAGAUCUAACUGCCGAGACUCCACCGCCGUCCGAUCGUUUCUCCGGGAACGAGGCUUCGAUUUCUCGGAGAUCAACAUCGACGUCUACGCGCACAGAGAGCGCGAGCUUGUCGAGAGAACAGGGAGCUCUCAGGUCCCUCAGAUCUUCUUCAACGAGAAACACUUCGGCGGAUUGAUGGCGUUGAAUUGGCUGAGAAACAGCGGAGAGUUCGAUCGGAGGAUCAAGGAGUUGCUGGCGGAGAAGUGCUGCGGCGAUGCGCCGGCGCCGGUGAUGUACGGUUUCGACGAGGAGGGAGAGGGCGGUGGGGUGGAUGAGAUGAUGAGCUUCGUUAGGGUUUUGAGGCAGAAGCUGCCGAUUAAGGAUCGGUUGAUGAAGAUGAAGAUCGUCAAAAACUGUUUCUCCGGCGCCGAGGUGGUGGAGAUAUUGAUUCAUCACUUGGAUUGCGGGAGGAAGCAGGCCGUCGAAAUUGGCAAGAAACUAGCCAAGAAACACUUUAUCCACCAUGUCUUUGGAGAAAAUGACUUUGAAGACGGAACCCAUUACUACCGUCUCCUUGAGCACGAGCCAUUUAUUUCAAACUGUUACAAUUUUAGAGGCUCUACAAAUGACAUGGAGCCCCAAGAUGCAGUAAUGGUUGGUCAGAAGCUAUUCAAAAUCAUGACUGCUAUUCUCGAGUCUUAUUCGUCUGAUGACCAUUCUCGUGUUGAUUACAUGAGAAUCAGUCAAAGUGAAGAAUUUCGAAGGUACUUGAAUUUGGCUCAAGAUCUUCAACGGUUGAAUCUUCUUGAACUCUCAACAAACGAGAAAUUGGCAUUUUUCUUGAAUUUGUACAACGCAAUGGUGAUCCAUGCUUUGAUCAGAAUCGGACGUUCCGAUGGAAUGAUUGCAAGAAGAUCCUUCUUCACGGACUUUCAGUACGUCGUAGGAGGCUACUCUUAUUCCCUUAACUCCAUAAGAAACAACAUCAUUCGAGGCGGUCAUAGACAGUCUUAUGCAUUUAUCAAACCGUUUAUGAGAGGCGGUAACACACAUCAUAAGCUUGGUCAUCCAAAACUUAAUCCACUAGUACAUUUUGGGCUUUGUGAUGGGACCAAAUCCACUCCAGUAGUGAGGUUUUUCACACCGCAAGGAGUUGAAGCUGAGCUCAAACAAGCAGCCAGAGAUUUUUUCCGAAACGGUGGAAUUGACGUUGUCUUGGACAAGAGAGUCGUUCAUCUAUCAAGAAUCAUCAAGUGGUAUAAGGAGGAUUUCAGUGAAGAGAAGAAAUUGUUGAAGUGGAUAAUGAGUUAUGUAGAUGCAAACAAAGCAGGUCUUUUAACCCAUCUUCUCGGUGAGGAUGGAGGAGGUUCUGUUCACAUCGUCUACCAAGACUAUGAUUGGUCUAUCAACAGUUGAAACUAGUAUCUAACUAAUGAUCUAUAUCAUUGAUACUUGGGAUCCCUUGAUACUUUGUAUUAAAUCUGUUUUGACUCUGUUCAUGCAUGGUUCACUAGCAAUGUACUAUUUGAAUAUUAUGUACAAAUCAGUUUAGUUUAUUAGACUUUGACGAAUAUUAGACUUUGACGAUCCAACACUAUAUAGAUGAUGCAUUGAUGCUACAACAAUCACAGGGAAUUCUAUAUUUAAAAGAAAAAACCAUUCAGAUAACGUCUUGUGAAUUAUCAUCACCAAUGGACUACUUGGCAACUUUUUUUUUUGUGGUUGGAGUAGACUUGAAGCAGCUUCUUUUUCUGAACCAGAAAAUGAGUAGAGGUUCCUCUUGCCUUUCUCCUUUUCUUGCCUUUGCUCACCUUUUACUCUCUUUAGUAAUAAAAGUCUUCCCUUAAAGCUAGUUUGAGAACUGAUGAGAAUGUUAUAAUCAGUUUUAAAAGAAACAAAUUGAAAUAAUCAAAUAAAUAGUGUGCUUCUGAUUAUUAUUUCUCUUCACCGGCGUGGUUUUACUCAAAUUUUAUAAAUAAACGGUGAAGAGGGUUGUAGAUGCAAUUAGUAAAAUAUUAAUCAGACAAUUAGUUUCUAACUGUCACAAAUGUUGAUGAACCAAAUGUUUGAUUGUUACCACUUGAUGAUUCUCGUGUUACCACAUAUAUUUAAAUGUUAAUGUUCAAAAAAAAAAAUUUAAAUGUUAAAUUGUUUAUAAGUGACAAUCAGACAAAACAAGAUUUGUAGCUCACAUGUUUCGACAACUAUGGACUUCCCGUUAUAAACAUUUUCCUGUGUACUUUCCAUGUGUUCUAUAAAUAAUUAACAUUUUAAUUAGCCAUUUUCAUCUACCAUUUUGGUUGAAAACUAAGGAUUUGACUGUUACCAAUAAAUUACUUGAUGUUAUUGCUCAAUAUUAUUAAUGAAUAAAAUUACAACAUGCUGUAAGUUUUUCUCUCCAAAGCUUUACUAUUGUUAUCUUUAUUUUUUAAAGAUUUUGUAUUUUAUUAUAAUUAUAUUAUCCCAUAUUUGUUCAAUGUAAUAGUAUAUAUAUAUAUAUAUAUCCAUGUAUUAGAUAAUUGUUUUAAACAAAUUUUGUUAUUAAUAUUGUGAUGUCAGUUAUAGAAAAUCCUAGAUAUUGUUCCCCAAGUUUUACUUAAUAUCUAAGUUAGACUUAACAUGGUUGAAGAAGAAACAAACAAAUACGAGAACAUGGCUACGCAGCAAGAGGAUGAGGAGAAAGCGUUGGUGAUAUGGAGCAUCAUCAACUGUCCGAUACCCGAUGGCCUUGAUCCUUGUCUUGUGGUUCCGAGAAUACAAACGGCGCUGGAAAAGUCAAGACGCGGCCGCCCCUAUGGUCCUCUCUCCAUCACUGCCAUCAGCAACAACCUAACAGAGAUCCCUGGCGAAGACGUCAUGAGGAAGCUUUCUUCCGCUGGAAUCUCUCUUAAACAUGCUCACGGAGUUAGUACGGAUAUGUAUCAGUGGGCCCGUAGGAAUCCUCCUCCGGCUACUAUCAUGGUCAUAUCCGGUCAUGUUGAACUGGAAUGUUUAGCUUCUACAUUUUCUGGUCUUAAAAAUAAAGGAUACAGAAUUCUUCUUACAUAUCCUCAGCGAGACCCAGUUUUAGCCUCUCUGCCUAAACACUGUUUCUGGGAAACUUUACUGUCAGAUACCGAUAAUAAUCUGGAGACAACAACAAGACUUGUUUUUCCUUACAGGUUGGAUCAUGGAACGGGCGAAUUACCCUGGUCUUGCUCAGUAUGCCAUUAUGAUGCCCCAACCUUUGAAGAUUUCACCAAGCAUCUCAAGUGCGAAACACAUGCAUAUUUUGAGUGGGACAGGUAUGCUAGUAAGAACAACGUGGAUCGUACUAACCCUGCUAACUUGCAGCUUGGUCGCUCACCGGAGUGGGACUUGCUGGCUAAAGAAAGUAUGUUGUAUCGUUCUGCAAUUCGAAAGCUGCGUGGCGCUUUUGCUCCUCCAAAGAGAUCAAAGAUGUGGGUUGAUGCUACAACAUUUAAGUAACCAUUCAAAUUCUUCAAUUCAAAUUCUGAAGAAGAAGAAGAAGCUGGAGAAUAGGAGAAGAGGGCCCAUAGGAAGCCAUUUCAUAUGGUUAUCUAUCUUAUUAAAAAAAUUCAAAAAAAAUCUACCUUAUUAAAUAUUUAUGUAAUAAAAAAAAGAUAUAUAUGGUCUUAUAUAUGCAUGGUAAAAUUAAAUUAAAAGAACUUUGCAAUAGCCAGAUGCAGAGAAAUAAAUCAAACUUUUUCUUUAAAAUGGAGAGAAAUAUCUCAAG
Molecule: messenger RNA, 4873 nt
Organism: Brassica rapa (field mustard)
Lineage: Eukaryota; Viridiplantae; Streptophyta; Magnoliopsida; Brassicales; Brassicaceae
Biological process (GO): intracellular signal transduction
Source: RefSeq, a predicted model, not a curated record